Messenger RNA from Chironomus riparius, 2146 nucleotides. The record is from the annotation of a GenBank genome assembly. NCBI's taxonomy places the organism in Eukaryota, Metazoa, Arthropoda, Insecta, Diptera, Chironomidae.
GUCGUUACUUGGCACUCAAAAAAAAUAACAAAAAAAAUUACAGCACAGAGCUUUAAAAUGUCAAAUAAAUCAGAAUUAACUUAUGAAGUACCAAGUUCAUUGAAGCAAUUAGCUCGCAUAGUUGUUCGUGGUUUCUACACAAUUGAGGAUGCACUUAUAAUAGACAUGCUAGUGAGAAAUCCUUGUAUGAAGGAAGAUGAUAUUGCUGAGCUGCUUAAAUUUGAGAAAAAGAUGCUUAGAGCAAGAUUAACAAUGUUAAAGAAUGAUAAAUUCUUACAAGCAAGACUAAAAAUGGAAACAGCAAUUGAUGGAAAGGCUCAUAAAGUUAAUUAUUAUUUUAUCAAUUAUAAAACAUUCGUUAAUGUAAUUAAGUACAAAUUGGAUCUUAUGAGAAAGAGAUUAGAGACAGAAGAACGUGACGCAACAUCCAGAGCUAAUUUUAAAUGCACAAAUUGUUGUAAACCAUUCACAGACUUGGAAAUCGAUCAGUUAUUUGACCUAGAAACUGGAGAACUCAGAUGUACAUUCUGUGGUAGUUCCGUAGAAGAGGAUCUAUCAGCUAUGCCAAAAAAAGAUUCUCGAUUGAUGUUGGCAAAGUUUAAUGAGCAACUUCAGUCACUUUAUGAUCUAUUAAGACAAGUAGAAGGAAUUAAAUUAGCACCCGAAGUUUUAGAGCCACAGCCAAUUGACAUUGAUGUUAUUCGUGGAAUUAUUAAGCCUAAUGAUCAUCCAGGAUCAGAAAUUUGGUCAGGUGAAGCUACGAGAAAUGGAGGAUUCGCUGCAGAAGAUGCUCGAGUGGAUAUAACAAUUGGAGAAACAGAUACGACCGAAUCAACAGUUCCUAAGAAAGAGAGACCAAUUUGGAUGACUGAAAGUACUGUAACAACAAAAGAAGAAACUAUGGACACAGAAUCAAUUCUCGAAAAAGUCGCACAGAAUUCAGCAAAAACAAAUCAAUGGCAGGCACCAGCAGCGUCAACAAAAGGCAAGAAAGAAGCAGAGGAGAAUAUUAUGUCUGUAUUACUUGCUCAUGAGAAACAAACGACAAAGGCUAAUAAUGAUGCUGUCAAGAAUCUUCAUAAUCCAGAUGAUUCAAGUGGCGGUGAUUCUAGUAAUGACGAUGAUGAGGAAAUCGACAGGACCGAGAUCCCUAUAAUCGACAUGAUGAAUGAAGAUGAAGAAUCUGAGGAUGAUGUACCUACAGUAAUGAUUGGAAAUAAGCCAUAUCCAGUCACAGAAGUGACUGACAAUAAAGACCUAAUUGAACGAAUGACACCACACGAAAAAGCUCACAUUAAGGAACAUCAAAAGAAUCUAUUUAAAAUGAAUAUUAACGCGUCACCAACAUAUCAAACAUCAAUAGAACAAAAAAUUCGCGCUAGAAAUUGUGCAUUAAUGAUGAAGCAUGGAUCGCCUAAACUACGAGACUUACUUAGACAAAAUUGUCGAAUUAAGAUGAAGCAGUCAAGAGAGAAUGCAUUCUCAACAGCUAGAAACGUAACAAUAGAGAAAAGACAAUUAAUUAAAACGAUUGUGAAAGAAGAAUUAAUGCAUCAAGAAAUGGAGCAUGAUAUUGAACUGCAUGAAAACAUAUUACAAGAGAUUUUUAAUAAUUGGGAUCAAUGGCAGAAUGAAGAAUAUGAAAAGGAAUUUAUGACACUUUGUGACACUGACGAGAAUCGAAUUUUCUGUCCUGUAUGUCUUAAAAACCUACUUAAUCUUAAAGAGAAUAUUAUUUCAUGCAACUGUGGACUUAGACUUUACUACCCAAAAUCACUGAACGAAUUUUUUGGAAUCAUCUCAAUGAAUGUCAAAGUACAUGAAGAGCGGUGCUUAGAUAAAUUAACAUUUUUCACUGAACCAAAGGAUGGCUUCAAUGUAUUAGGAUUAAAUGCCUUUUGUGCUUCUUGCGACUAUUAUUCAUCAAUUCUCGAGUCAAUUUAGCCGGAACGUCUGGGAAUCAUCUUUUACACUUAAUGCUGUGACAAUAAUUCAUGAUUGUUUUUAAACUGUCUGCAAAUUAAUCUUAAGUUCAUGCAUAAAUAGCCAAAAUUAUCGUUAAAUGUAAGCAUCACAAGAAACUGCUCGAAAAGAUUUUUGUGUCAAUCAAAUGUAUUUAUAAAAUAAUUAAUAAAAUUGUAAGAGG